CUGUCAGAGGAGCACAGAGGACCAGGCAAGGCGUGUUUAUCUGUCAGACAGAAACAGGAAGCAACGAGGAGCAGUGCCACAGUUCAAGGCUACAGAGGCGGUUUCAUUUUCUUAUAGCAUUCAAGCUCGGCACACACCUGCACAAAGACAGGCAGACUAGAUUUCACAGCUUGUCAUGGACUUUGUAGAUCCCAUCCUGUCCAUCGCCUCACAGAUCUAUGACCUGGUUGAGAAUGUGAAGGCCAAUAAAAAGCGCUGCCGACGUGUUUGUAACCGAGUCAAAGCCUUGGAGGAGCUGGUGAAGUCCAUCAAACAGACGUCUCCAGAGGUAGAGAAAGCUCUGAGAGAACUGUCCGUCACUCUUCAAUCAGCACAGGAACUUAUCAGAAAAUAUGCCUCAGCCAAUUUGGUGGAACGCAUCCUAAACUCCAGCAACCAUGGAGACGAGUUCAACAGUGUGAACGAACGGCUCAACGAUGCCUUCCAGGUGCUGUCUGGAGCUUUGCAGGUGGAGCAGGGGAACAUGCUGUAUGAGGUAUUUAAACAGACGACCAGAGAGAAAGAAGAUCAGUUGGAUGGGAGGGAGGACGACGCAGAACUGAAGACAUUGCUCCUGGACUACAUGAAGGAUCAGCAAGAGAAAACCAACACCAUGCUGAAACAGUUUGAGCAUCUUAAAGUCAACGUGGAAAAAGUCGUGGAGAUGUUGAAUAAGCCCAGCAUCACUAGUGUGGACAUCCGAAUGAUUAAACCACAGGAGCUAAAGUAUGAACAUCCCAAAAAGCCCUUCAUGAAAACAGUAACCUCAGAGGUCUACAAAGGAGAAUAUCAUGGAUUCACAGUUGCCAUCAAGAGAUACAUCGACCCUGUAAACACCAACCCAGGAAAGGUGCAGUCCAUUUUCAACAAAGAAGUCGACACCAUGAAGAGAUUUGAGUCGCCCAACAUCCUGCGAAUGUUUGGUAUCAGUAUCCUGGGUGAGAAUGGACCCAACCCUCAGUUCUUCAUCAUCAUGGAGUACUGCGAGAAAGGAAGUCUUCGUCAGGUUCUGGACUCUGACUGCAGGCUGUCCUGGAUCAGGAAAGCUCGUAUGUGUUUGGAUGCAGCACAAGGACUCUAUCGACUACACAAUACAGAAGAAAAAUCUAAGGUACACGGGUGCAUCAACAGCAGCAAGUUCUUGGUGGCUGAAGGCUACACCGUCAAGCUCGGAGGUUUUGAGCUGGCAAAAACAGAGACGUCACUGAAAAAGGUGAAGAAAUCUACAAAGGACGACGCAAUCAGGUCCCUGUGCUACUACUCUCCCGAGAGGCUCAACAACAUCAACCACCCUUACAGCAAAGAGUGUGAGAUGUACAGCUUUGGAAUCGUCCUGUGGGAAGUCGCAACCCGUAAGAAACCCUUUGAAGGUUUUUCAGAUGAAGAAAUUUAUAAGAAGGUGGUUGAAGAGAAGUGCAAAGAGCCGUUUCCCGAUGACUGUCCUGCAGAACUGGGGCAGCUAAUAAACGAGUGCCGAGACUUCGAUAGCUUCCAGAGGCCUUCAGCUGGAGUACUGGUGGAUAGACUGCGCAGUGUGGUGGCACAGUUAGAGGACCAAUGAAACUCUUCAUCUGCCUUUCUGCUGGCCAGGCUCAUCCUCAGGGGAGGAAAUGCAGCUUUGAAUAAAACUGGACUUUAACUUGUGGGCCCCUAAAUUGUAUUUAUAUUCUACAUGCAAACCAUCUCAUUUGGUUUUAGAUUAGGUGACUGUGGACAGCAGAGGCAGAUCAGUCCAAAGUCAUUUUGUUUCUUGGUCUACGUUCUUUUCUUUUUAUGGGUUUCAGCACUGGUUUCUGUGCAGACAAAAACUGUUGUCUCGGACUCCCGGACCAUCAGCACCGGCUCCCCUCAGGGCUCUGUUCUUUCUCCUCUGCACUUCUCCCUGGACACCAACUGCUGCACCUCCAACCACCAGUCUGUCACACUAAUUAAGUUUGCAGAUGACACCACUGUUAUCGGACUCAUCUUGGACGGGGAUGAGACUGCCUACAGGAUGGAGGUUGAACGUCUGGUGUCCUGGUGCAGCCGCAACAACUUGGUGGUGAACGCCCAGAAGACCGUGGAGAGACUGCAGCGUGUUGUACGCUCUGCUGAGAAGGUGAUUGGCUUCAGACUCCCAUCUCUGCACCUGUACACCUGCAGGACACUGGGGCAUGCAGCUCGGAUCACAGUCUGAUGGACCUGCUCCCCUCAGGCAGGAGGCUCCGGUCCAUUCACACCAGAACCUCUCGCCAUAAGAACACUUUCUUCCCCUCUGCUGUUGGACUCAUGAAGAAUAACCAUAAGACUGUUCCCACCACAAUCACAUGACCCUAUACUGUGUUCUCUCCAUUUUUGCACUGAUCAUCACCUGCAUUCAUGUACAUAUCAAUCUGCUAAGCGCUUUUUAUUUAAGUGUUUGUCUUAUAGUAUGUUUUGCACAGAGUACCGCAGCAAUUUCCUAAUGUUGUAAAUCUGCUCAACAUCUGGCAAUAAACCCUUUCUGAUUCUGA
This is a messenger RNA of Oreochromis niloticus (Nile tilapia), 2531 nucleotides long. RefSeq names its product mixed lineage kinase domain like pseudokinase. Gene Ontology annotation, molecular function: protein kinase activity; ATP binding. The transcript has 11 exons. NCBI's taxonomy places the organism in Eukaryota, Metazoa, Chordata, Actinopteri, Cichliformes, Cichlidae. The record is from RefSeq and is a predicted model, not a curated record. Bases 176 to 1600 code for a protein of 474 amino acids. Gene Ontology annotation, biological process: cell surface receptor signaling pathway; necroptotic signaling pathway; protein phosphorylation.